Molecule: messenger RNA, 3136 nt
Organism: Penicillium brasilianum
Lineage: Eukaryota; Fungi; Ascomycota; Eurotiomycetes; Eurotiales; Aspergillaceae
Source: the annotation of a GenBank genome assembly
CCCAAACACAAUCUUCCCCUUGAAUUAUCCUCGCGUCAAAAUUACUUUUGCACCUUCCCACACAGCAUACAAAAUAUCCACUGAUCGUUGAGAACGUGGUCUCUAUUCUGAACACUUCAGGGACACGUGCCGAGUCCCCAUAUCAACAAACGCGUGGUACCCGCUUCACCGACUGCACCAACGCGCUGGGGAACAACACACCGCCCACAUGCCACAGUCGGCGGGGGCCACCCCUCAGCGGCGAGUGACCCGAAGUCAGAGUCGGGAACUCAAUGAUCCGAACUAUGGAAAACAGUCUCCGUCAAAGGCUGCCCCCCGUGCCUGGUUGCAAGGUCGGGCUCGGGUCAAACACCUGACUCCGGUGAUUGAACAAUCGCCCAUCAGCUCUCAUCGCACUCCAACCUCACGGGUGAGCUCCUCGGUAGUGCCAGACACACCAGCCCAUGAGGAGGGCAAUACCAACAUUUCCGGUACGACUUUUUUGGCUCAUGACUCGGAUCAUGGCUCUGAAUCCGACUCUGAGGAGGGUGGAGUCGAUGCUGUCGACAUGGCCGACGAGCUGCCAGAUCUUCAACAGGCGUCCACUCGCCUGCUAGAGCUCGUUGGCACGAACUCUUCAGAUGCCAAGGGCAUCUGCGAGGUCGCAAAGCGGAUUGCCACUCCCGCUCAUGCCGACAAUAAGCGGUUCAAGCGCGUCUACAAAAAGCUGGCGGACAGCAUGAAGGUUUUCACCAGUGAAAGCUAUAUCGAAGUGGCCCGUGUGUCUCAAAUGAUUCCAUCUGUCACUACUGAAGACGCUCCUGAGCCAUGGGACCCAAGGCCAUACCUUUACAGAGCAAACUGUGCUUGGCUAGCACUAAGCACUCUUUCCGCUGCCGUUCGUUCUCAAACCCAGGUGCAAGCGAUCAAGAAUCUCGAUCGGCAAUUCCCUGCUCCUUUCAUGAGUCAAAUGGUCCGACCCAAGGAAAAGCUGACAGGUGGUGGAAGCUCUGCCAUGAAGGCCACCGUUGACCUGGCUCUUGAAAUUCGAACGCAAUUCUUCAUCACGGAGCUCGAGAAACGUCAAGUCGAGAAAGGAUUCAAUGCCCAAUCCGUUCUAAAGGGGGUAUUUUACCAUGAUCUUGCACUUGAUGAAGCUGACGAUUCGUCGCUGAAUGCUGGCUCCCUUCGAGGGUUCAAUCUUCCAGGGACAUUUGAAGACGAGAAUGGCUGUCUUCCCGACAGUUUGCAUGAUGAGGUCAGCGUACGCAUCGACGAGCUGGAGACUUCUCUCUUUGAUGAUGAUGAUAAUCUCGAUUUGGAAGGUCUUAAGAAAAUCUUCAGCUGGCGCCGGUUCUGUCUGCGUGUUGCACGCUUUGUUCAGUUGCGAGAGCAAGAAUUCAAGGCGACCAUCGCUUUCCAGCCCAAGAUGGAUGACGUGCAAGUGUUGGUGGUCAAGGCGAUUCAUAGUCGCGCGGAUCCAAACGGGGUUGAAUCGCCCGUUCAUUCAACGCUCGUGGAUCCUAACCAUGCAGGACCUCUCACCACAUUGAACGAGGGCCCAGGUGAAGUGACCCAGAAUGAAGAAGUCGAAAUCGAAGAGAGCGCAAGCGAAGACCUAGCCCAUCCAGAUAAAGUCCAUGAAGAACCAGUGGCUGAACAGCCAGCGCCGAAGCCAUCGCCACAGAGCGUGCCAGGCAGGCGAAAAUCAAACAAAGGUAUUUGGCGUACCGCUGAUGCAAUGGACUACCUUGCGAAUAGUCUCAACGCCAGACGUCAAGAUGUGGCUACAUUGGAAUCACAGCCCGGAAAUGCCGGGAAAGGAAAAGCCGCCGUCGUUCCGGACUCCCCACAGGGCAUUAGUGUAACUGCUGAUCGCGACGAAAUCGCUGGGACUCCCGAGCGCGAGCCUCCCACUAAUCGGUCAGCCUCCCCUCAACAUGCGGGGUCGACUACACAGGAUGAUCACCCUACCUUCAAUCCGCUUGAGGACGAUCUGGUUUUUGAUCAGCCACAUGAGGCAGUCAUGUCUGCGAGCCCUCGUGGCUCUGAGCGAAUCAAUCGAGUCAGCCACUAUCCAGGCCGAUUCUUUGAUAGUCCUUCGGCAGCUCAGGCAAAGCCAUCAUCACCACGCCGUUCAGUUUUCGAUCGGCAAGCAAAUGCCUCGAGGGUUAUCUUCUCGCCCGGAGGCUCCGAGGGUUCUCAAGGUGCAGGGAGCCCUCACGAGCCUGCCAAGCGACCAAGCAUGCCACCCCCUCCCACCAGUCUGGGCCCGUCACGAAAGCGUGGCCGAGGAGAUUCGGAUGAUGAUACGACGAGCGAUGAUGAUGACUUUGACCGGGACACUCGCGAUCACAACAUCUCCCAGCGCAGAGCUCAGAUUCCCGAACGAGCACGCCCAAGUGAGAAGCGGCAGCGUGUGAGCAACGAGGAAGCUAGCCCUGCCGGACAGCUGCAUGAAGAUCUAGCCGCCAGCCAAGAACAGUCGCAACUGACAAGAUCCGAGGUUCCCAGUCCCGCCCCGGCUCGACAUGAAUCUCGUUGGCGCGCGGAAAACUCCACUAUAAGAUCAUCACAUCCAUCUCCUGUUAUCCAUACCACUGGCCACAGUGCCCGGAGAAGAUGGAGUGAAGAGGAAGAUGAACGUCUUAUCAUGCUCAUAGCGCGACACGGCACUCAAUGGGCUGUGAUUCAGCGCCAGGACCAAAUCUGUCCUGCUGUUGAUGGAGGGCCAAAGCUCAACGGUCGAACCCAAGUGAAUAUGAAGGACCGGGCACGCAAUAUCAAGCAAAAAUACAAGAGGAGCGGCAUGGAUUUGCCAACUAAUUUUGACAAAGUCAGUGGCUGAACUAAAUCACUUUUGCUCGCUUGAACCUGGCUUUUGGCGAGUUUGCGCUUAUGAUCAGUCGCACGGGUUAAUAUAUGGUGCUGAUCAAGUGUUAUUUUCUCAUUCGUUUACUCCUAUACCCUUUUACUGUUACGAUGGCUUGUUUCAUUGUUCAUACUUUGAGUUUAUACUGCACAUAAACAACGUUCUCACUGCAAAUAUCCAACAUUUUCAUGUCGCACUCGCCUUCUUCCUAAUUGCUGCCCAAUUAAUCUGUCAUAGGAUAUAGUUUGGUAGCGAAGAGAAUGAAGGAACACGGCUUAACCUGGG